AAAUCUCGCGAGACUUUGCGCGAGAGGAUGUGGAAUAGGAAGAUGCUAACGCUCAGGCCCAAUUUAGCUUAGCUUGUAGCUUCCAAAUCCACAGCUUCUCCUGUUUGACAACUUUUACACAGCUGUGAGUAAUUUAAAUCCACUUUCAAUUGGAGAAUGCUGAUUAUUUAAGCCCUGGGAGGCCUCCUCCUCCUGCUUCCUCCACGAAGGCCGGCCGCCGCUGAUGUUCACGACAAAGAUGAAGCAAUCUCGAUGAUCGAGCCGAGGAUAAUCGCGACGCGCUGAAAAGGGACUUGGAGCUGAUGGCGUCGCACCUCACCUCGACCGCUUUUCCGGCAACACUUUCGGAACGGAGACAAAUGGACGUCAAACUCGUGACGUCAUUUCACCGAUCACGUGAGUGUGGCAUGUUGAUGACGUUCACGAAGGAUUGUUUUUUUAGUGCCGGAUGAAAAAAAAGUGAAUGAAGGAGUUGUUCCGUUGACGAAGAGGAGGAGGAGGAGUCCCUCUCUCGCUCUCUCUAGUUCUCUCUCUUUCUCGCCACGGAGGAGGAGGAGGAGGAGCGUGUACGUGCGUGUGACUUUGCGGGCAUGCGCGCCUCCUCUGCGGCGUUAGUCCGUGCGUGCGGGCCUGCGUGCGUGCGUGCCUACGUGCACGUCCACCGAGGAUGGCGGGAACCCUCGCGCUCGUGCUGGUGCUUCACUUUGGUUGGCUGCCGCAGUCGGCGCUGGUGAGCUCCGCCCGCUGUGACGCCGUCUUCAAAGGCUUUUCCGACUGUUUGCUGCAGCUGGGGGACAACAUGGCCAACUACCCCGCCGACCUCGACGACCAGCAGAACCUGCACAAGAUCUGCACCUACUGGGACGACUUCCACUCGUGCGCCAGCACGGCGUUGUCCGACUGCCAGGAAGGCGCCAGCGACCUUUGGGAGAAACUCAAGAAAGAAUCUCGCAGUCUGGAUUUUCGCGGGAGUUUGUUUGAACUUUGCGGCGGGGGAAACGGCGCCCCCUCCGGGCGGGGCCCGGCGGGGGCCUUCCUGGUCCUGCUGCCCAGCCUGCUGACCUGGCUGCUGGCCCUUUAUUAAGAGAGACGCCCACUCAACCGGAAUCCCCCCCGACCUCCCAAAAAGUGGAAAGCGCAGCCCCGCGUUUGCCCUCGACUCGGCGCUUGGUCCAACCCGGCCACCCGUCAUGACGCUUGGUGAAACUUCGAGGACAUUCGGUUGAGACGUCGGAGGACUUUUUCAAAAUGGUGUCGUCGCUUGAGCGGGCGCCGGGCGGGCACAACGUUCCCCUCCCGAAAGCAGCAAAUUGUCCCCCCCUGCAAUAUCGUUUUAGCAGCUAGCUUACGAGCUAGCUUUUUCUCUCUCUCCCUUCUUUGGCUGUGUUGGGAAUCCCACCCCGGUUUGUGGAAAGGCGCUUCUGGGACCUUCCGCUGUUGCCAAUUUGAAGAGCUUCAACAUUCCAGCCAGUCAGCAUUUGAAUCUUUCGCUCUUUUCAUGUUUUGGCGCCAUCAUGUUUGGCACUUGAACAUCGGUUAGCCCAAGUUCCGAGGUCUUCGCCCGCACCCGACUGCUCUGUAGAACGGCGUUUUUUUUUUGUUGUUGUUGUUUUUUUUUUCAGUGGCCCUUUGUUGAUUCCCAAAACAGCCAAAGUUUGUGGACGCCCAUGGACUGGAAGUGAGUGUUGCCGCCUUGCGUGACGUCACCUCCUCAGCCUUUUUAGGACAUGAGCACAAACGUGGGCCUGGCGCUACACGCCAUUUAGCGUAGCGCUGCGAAUCCAAACCUUUGCGAUAACGUGGGCUCAUGCUAACCAGAGUGGACUUGCGCCAACGAAUGUCUUUGCGGAUGAGUUUUCUCAAUGCGGCUAAGUUGGGGUUCAACACUUUGUCGAGGAUUUGCGUGGCUAACGGUCUCGGCUGCAGCUGAGUGUUGACCCGAGGAGGGCAACGUGUGACCUUUAGCACAGCUCUUGUCGUGCGUCAGCUGAUAGCAUUUGGCUCAUGGUCGCUUUGUGGUGUCCAGGCGGUGGAUGAAGGUUUGAAUUCUUCACAUUUUCGCAUUUUAACCUUGUCGUGUUUUAACGUUUAGGGUUCUUAUGUUUUGCGUGCUAAUACACUUUAACAUGUUGCAUGUUAACAUUUUUGUUUUUUCAUGUUUAGUGUUUACGUUUUAGCAUUCCAGCAUUUUACCGUUGACUGUUUUCAGAGUUUUGACGUUUUUUUUUCCCUUUUCAUUGUUUUAACAUUUUAGCGUUUCAAUGUUUUGCGUUCUAACAUUUGAGUGCUUUAGCGUCCCCGCGUUGAGUCCCCGGCCCGUGUGCUUGCAGGUUCCUCAUCAUUUAGCAAAGACUUUUUGAAGCGAGGUUUGAAAUUUCCUUUGUGCUGGUUUCCUGAAUUUUUUUUUUUUUUUUUUUUUGGUACGUGAGUAGAAAGUUUAGCGUUAACGUUGUUACGUUUGUGAUGGCGGCAAAAAUAGAAAAACAAAAGAGCAAUACCACCACGACAUCAUGGCCAGUGUUGGUCUCGUCAACCGACCGAUCAAUAAGCAUUCAUCAAGACUGUUGUGCUCCAAUAAAUAACAAGUAAUAACGUUGAAUAAUAAUCACAAUAAUUAUAAUGACGUAUUCGUAUCUCUGUUGAUUUCUGUUUGUUUGCUCGCAAUUUUUACAAAUCAUUCCAAAAAUCAUCAAAAGAAUUUACAAGGAUUUAUGAUGUUCUUCCGAGAAAGACAAAAUAAGAUUUAUCAUCAAAACUUUAUUCCACUUAUAAUGAACAUAGAAAUUUCAGAAAAGAAUAUUUAGUGCGAAAUAAAACACGACUGUUUGAAAGGAA
Hippocampus comes (tiger tail seahorse) is the source of this 2835-nucleotide messenger RNA. It is a transcript of the gene nrn1a, whose product is annotated as neuritin 1a. Gene Ontology annotation, cellular component: plasma membrane. Lineage: Eukaryota; Metazoa; Chordata; Actinopteri; Syngnathiformes; Syngnathidae. The record is from RefSeq and is a predicted model, not a curated record. Gene Ontology annotation, biological process: neuron projection extension; nervous system development. The coding region runs from base 668 to 1084 and encodes 138 amino acids. The transcript has 5 exons.